CUUUACCGCCGGCUGCACUCUUCCUUUGCUUGUCCUAUUCACCAAAUAGCUUCCAUAUUUCUACCCAUCUUGUAACAUUUAAGCUUCUCCCAGUCACAACCGGCCCCUUUCCUUCAUUUUUUUUUUUAUGCUUCCCCAGAUCUACCCAAAACAGCAACCUACUUCUUUCAAAUUUCCAAAUCUACUGCCGGCUGCACUCUCUUCCUUUGCUUGUUCAAAUCUGCUACCAUACUCAGUGGUCCUUACCGAAAAUCUUCCUUCCCCCACAAAUCUGCCUGGCUUGGCUUGUGUUCGGUGGACCCAGUAUCGAGCAGCCUUCCUUUGCCAAAAUUAUUUCCAUGGCUCAUGACUGACAAGAACAAUCCAUGCCAACCGGAUCUGUUUCCAUGGCUAGUUCAAAGGCCACUCAUUGCUUAAAAUCACCCCCACCAGAUUUGGUUAAACUCUUUCAAAACCAAAAUCUUCAAAAUGAUGUGAACCGGGUACUCCAGCAACAAAAACCAUGCCAUUCAAAUCAAAAUUUCGUACCUCAUAAAAAAUCUGAGAUUUUGGGUCCUUAUUUUGUGUCUCAUCCACCAGCCUCUCUUGCCUCCAUUUACCCACAGCCCAAAGAACAUCUUCUCCCCUUUCAAGUAAAACCUGAUUGGAGUAAAUGGAUUAGUUCUUUUGGAGCUUGGUCGUCUUGGCGGAAAUCAGAAUGGACUGAUUGGAUAAACCGUUUGAAACCUGCUUUUGGUCAAAUUUGGAGAGAUGCAGGCUUGUUUGAAUUUAUACAACUCACCAAAUGCAGUUCGUUAACUGGAUUGCCCUGUACUGGAGAAGAAGUUUCAGCAUUGUUAACCUUGCCUCCAGGUGUUAAGUACAAUGUAGAGUUAAAGCCCUCUUAUCCAGCCUUUGUGAGGUCUGCCUAUGAUAAAAGUAAGCCUGUCAGUGCUGAUGAGCAUAUUUCCUUUCUGCUUAUUUUGAUUUGCAAAUAUAUAGUCUGCUCUGCUGGUAAAGGUCCCACUAAAGAGUUUAUUCUUUUAGCUGCUGCUUUAGCAUAUGGUAGACAAAUGGCUCUGGAUCCUUUUUUGCUUGCUCAUUUGUACAGGAGUUGCCAAAAUAUCACAGCUCACCCCUUAGUCAUUAGUGGUGGGCCGCUUUGGGUUUUGCAGUUGUGGUUAUAUUCUUAUUUUCCAGCCCUUGCUCCUAUCUCAUCCGCUGUUCCCGCCCGAGAUCUACUCACUUACGGCUUCAUGUUCAAGAAUGCCGUGGAGAGCAAGAGAAGCUUUGAGGAGUGCUUAAAAUUUUUUGCUUCUCUUUCUAUUGACAAACCCGAUUCAGAUUUUGCUGUGUUUCUCGGCAAAUCUCACGGUCCUUCAUGUUUGAAUACUCUUAACUCCAAGUGCGGCAAGGAGCUCUAUGCACCAAACCAACUCUGUCGGCAGCUAGGGUACUGCCAAGACAUACCAUUCCCGCCACUAUUCUCCUUCAACCACAGCUAUCCUCUUCGCUGCACUUCCUCCUACAGAAGUUGGUGGCGAGACUACUUCCAUCCUCAGUUCCUCGGUGUUAUGGACAAUAUUUCUGCUCUGGCUCCUCCACCACUCACCAAAAAAUUUGAAGAGAAGAAAGUUGUAAAGGAGAGUGAAGACCUGGAAUCUGCAAUGGCCGCCCAGAUCAGCCAGCCAAAUCUACCAAGGAGAGCUCCCAAAGCUCAAGUCAAAAGGAAAUUUGCUACUCCUGCAGAUUCCACGGAAGAAGAUACCCCCUCCAAGCAGCGAAGAACCGGAGGGAUCAAGAGGUCAGCAAUAAAACCAUCUGCAGCCAAAAAACUUAUCAAGUCUACCUCUCCCUCAAGGUCCUCUUUUGCCACGGAAACCGAGACGCAACCUGACAAAACAAAAGAUGUUUCCCUCGGUCCUACUACCACAAAAGCUCCUGUUGAAGACAUAUCUGCUGAGGGUGAUAAAAGCAAUUUUGGCUCCUCUCGUACCAAAUCUGGCGAUGGUUCUUCACCCCCAACAAAGGUUAGGGGUUCUAGAUUCUCUUCACACAUAGCAAGCAAAAGCUUUAGAACAGUUAGACCGAAUGAACUCAUCGAUCUAAGUCCAGACAAAGAGAAUACCCCUAUACCUAUAGCUUCUCCUACUAGGCAUGUUCAUGUUGAUGACAUUAAGGUUGUUUUACUAUUCUGAAAUCUGCUUAGAUCUUGAAAUCUGUCACCAUAUCUGCCAGUUGCCAUUUUUGAUCUUUUGUCUUUGCAUUUUAUAAAGUGUUGAUGCUGAUGUGCCCAUGAUUGAUGAUGAUUUGGAGAAUGAACUCCUUGCCCAGCUGGACAUGUUGAUGGAUACUCCGGCUAAAUCUGGAUCUGCCACAGAUAGUAAAGGGGAGGCAGUUGCUGAAGAAGUGGAUUUUGAUAUCAACCUCCCUACCCAAGAGCAAAUUAGCUUCGCCAUCAUGACCUUGUAAGAGCUCCUUGAUGGUGGUCCUUCUCAUUUCUGCAAGGUGCCGGACCAGCCAGCCGCCUUUGAAGCAGCUCAAAUCCUUAGUCGAGCUCCACAAUUUUCAUCAACUCAACAAAAGUUCUGGGCAGACUUCACCACCAUCUAUACCCAUUUCAGCAGAAAAUUCUGGGUGCUUGAAAGCAAGAUAGCGGCUGUAGAGUCUGUGAGGAAAUCUAUAGCGGAUAGCACUGCCGCUGUCUUCAAGAAGAAGGAAGAAUUCAUGGCAGCAAAGGAGGCUCAUAUCAUGUAAAUUAAACAUCUCCAAGGUCUUAAAGAAGAAAUCUCCAACCUUGAAGCCAAGCUUUCAGAGUUAAGGAACCAAGUUCCUCUUGCGGAGCAAACCGAGAAGAAUUUGGCAGAACAAAGAAACAAGCUCCACGUGGACAUGGAAACUGGUUUGAAAUCUACUGCCAAGAUUAAGGAGCAGCUACCUUCUUUCAUAGCCUCUGCAGAUGAAGCCGUUGAAGAAAUAAAGAACAUGAGAGAAGAAUGGAGCACUUGGCAAAACAACCUUUGUUGAUUUUUCUCUUAUGUAUCUCCUUGUCUUUUUGGUUGGUUGAAAUUGCACAUUGUCAUGUUUGAACUUAUUGUUUGCGGCCCAUAGGCCAUGCAAACCUCUUUUUCAAUGUUGAUCUCUUUCUUGGCUCAUAUUCUGGAAAUCUGCUUCUUGUACUUUUUGUUCAUA
This is a messenger RNA of Rubroshorea leprosula, 3171 nucleotides long. The record is from the annotation of a GenBank genome assembly. Lineage: Eukaryota; Viridiplantae; Streptophyta; Magnoliopsida; Malvales; Dipterocarpaceae.